GUUGGGAUGGGAAGAAGCCGAAGAGAUUGAUUUGUUUGUCUAUGUUGAGUGAGGAAGGGAAACCUUUCCUUGCCAUGGUAUGGUUUGUGUUGAAUCAGUGGAAUGCUGUGUCAUGUGUGAGUUAAAUUGUUGUGUAUUGCCGUCUGUUCGUCUUAGGGGCGAAUUGUAGAUACGCUGGUUCGCCUGGUUCAGAGAUUUGGAGUUGGAGGUCCAUUUUUGUAGCUCAGAAUGGGGAUGGACGACAACGGAGGCCUCGAAAACAUCAAGAACGAAUCCGUUGAUCUUGAGCGGAUACCUAUAGAGGAAGUAUUCGAGCAGCUAAGAUGUACGAAGGAAGGUUUAUCCGGAGCCGAAGGAGAGAAUCGUCUCAAGAUCUUUGGAUUAAACAAAUUGGAAGAGAAGAAGGAGAGCAAGAUUCUGAAGUUCCUUGGUUUUAUGUGGAACCCUCUGUCAUGGGUUAUGGAGAUGGCUGCAAUAAUGGCAAUUGCGUUGGCCAAUGGAUCUGGGAAGCCUCCAGAUUGGCAAGAUUUCGUUGGAAUCAUUGUGUUGCUGGUAAUUAACUCCACCAUCAGUUUUAUUGAAGAAAACAAUGCUGGUAACGCAGCAGCAGCUCUGAUGGCAGGUCUUGCGCCAAAAACUAAGGUUCUUCGUGAUGGCAGAUGGCAAGAAGAAGAUGCCUCAAUUCUUGUUCCAGGUGACAUAAUCAGUAUUAAACUGGGAGAUAUUGUUCCUGCUGAUGCUCGUCUCCUGGAGGGUGAUCCUUUAAAGAUUGACCAAUCUGCCCUGACUGGUGAAUCUCUUCCUGUCACAAAGAAUCCGGGAGAUGAAGUAUUUUCAGGGUCUACAUGUAAACAAGGAGAAAUCGAGGCCGUGGUCAUUGCCACUGGAGUCCACACUUUCUUUGGGAAGGCUGCUCAUUUAGUCGACUCCACCAACAAUGUUGGCCAUUUCCAGAAGGUUCUUACAGCAAUUGGAAACUUCUGUAUUUGUUCGAUUGCAAUUGGAAUCGUUGUGGAGAUAAUUGUCAUGUAUCCCAUUCAACAUAGGAAAUAUAGAGAUGGGAUUAACAACCUUCUGGUUCUCUUGAUUGGUGGUAUUCCUAUUGCCAUGCCCACCGUUCUUUCUGUGACAAUGGCUAUUGGAUCACACCGCCUUUCUCAGCAGGGUGCUAUUACAAAAAGAAUGACUGCUAUUGAAGAAAUGGCUGGAAUGGAUGUUCUAUGCAGUGAUAAGACUGGAACCCUUACACUCAACAAGCUGUCAGUUGAUAAAAAUCUUAUUGAGGUAUUCGCAAAAGGUGUCGACAAGGAAACAGUAUUACUACUUGCAGCUAGAGCUUCAAGAGUUGAAAAUCAAGAUGCAAUUGAUGGUGCUAUUGUUGGAACUUUGGCAGAUCCGAAAGAGGCAAGAGCAGGCGUUACUGAAGUUCAUUUUCUACCAUUUAAUCCUGUUGACAAACGUACAGCACUUACCUAUGUUGAUUCUAAUGGAAACUGGCACCGAGCUAGCAAAGGAGCACCAGAGCAGAUUAUUGACCUCUGCAAAUGCACUCAAGAUAUGAGAAAUAAGGUGCAUUCAGUAAUUGAUAAAUUUGCUGAACGUGGACUUCGAUCUCUUGCUGUAGCUAGACAGGAAGUACCUGAAAAGGCAAAAGAAAGCGCUGGAGGUCCAUGGCAAUUCGUUGGUUUGCUGUCUCUGUUUGACCCUCCUCGCCAUGAUAGUGCUGAAACAAUUCGCCGAGCGCUUAACCUUGGUGUCAAUGUGAAGAUGAUCACAGGGGAUCAGCUUGCUAUUGCCAAAGAGACAGGGCGAAGGCUUGGAAUGGGUGUAAAUAUGUACCCAUCAUCUACUUUGCUUGGUGGAUCUAAAGAUGAAUCUAUUGCGGCUCUCCCUGUUGAUGAACUGAUCGAGAAAGCUGAUGGGUUUGCAGGGGUAUUUCCAGAACAUAAAUAUGAGAUAGUGAAGCGUCUUCAGGAGAUGAAGCACAUCUGUGGCAUGACUGGAGAUGGUGUUAAUGAUGCCCCAGCCUUGAAAAAGGCCGACAUUGGAAUUGCUGUGGCGGAUGCAACUGAUGCUGCCAGAGGUGCAUCUGAUAUUGUUCUUACUGAGCCGGGGCUUAGUGUCAUCAUUAGUGCUGUCUUAACAAGUCGAGCCAUCUUUCAGAGAAUGAAGAAUUAUACGAUAUAUGCAGUCUCCAUCACUAUUCGUAUUGUGUUGGGAUUCAUGCUUAUUGCUCUGAUAUGGAAAUUUGACUUUUCUCCAUUCAUGGUUCUGAUCAUAGCUAUUUUGAAUGAUGGUACAAUUAUGACUAUUUCUAAGGAUCGUGUCAAGCCUUCUCCCAUGCCCGACAGCUGGAAAUUGAAGGAAAUUUUCGCAACAGGUGUUGUUUUGGGUACAUAUCUUGCAAUAAUGACUGUGAUAUUUUUCUGGGCAAUGCACGAGACUGAUUUUUUCUCGGACAAAUUUGGCGUCCGGUCAAUUAGGGGCAAACGAAAUGAAGAAAUGGCUGCAUUAUACUUACAAGUCAGCAUUGUGAGCCAGGCUCUUAUUUUUGUUACACGAUCGCGGAGCUGGUCAUUUGUAGAGCGACCUGGGCUUAUGCUUAUGAGUGCUUUUGUAAUCGCUCAGCUGGUUGCAACAUUCAUUGCAGUCUAUGCCAACUGGGGCUUUGCAGAUAUCAAGGGCUGUGGUUGGGGCUGGGCAGGAGUUAUUUGGCUCUACAGUCUGGUGUUUUAUGUGCCUCUGGACCUAUUGAAGUUUGCCAUUCGCUACAUUUUGAGUGGCAGGGCAUGGGAUAAUCUACUCGAGAACAGGACUGCAUUUACCACCAAGAAAGACUAUGGAAAAGAGGAGCGUGAAGCACAAUGGGCACAUGCUCAACGCACAUUACAUGGUCUGCAUCCACCUGAAAAUAAUUUGUUCGCAGAGAAGUCGAGCUACAGAGAGUUAUCUGAAAUUGCUGAACAAGCAAAGAGACGUGCUGAAGUUGCGAGGCUCAGGGAACUGCACACAUUGAAGGGACACGUGGAGUCUGUUGUGAAACUCAAGGGUCUAGAUAUUGAAACAAUUCAACAGGCUUACACUGUGUAACACAGUGCAUUUAAGAGUUUUUUCUUUUACUAUUCUGUAGCUUGGAAAGAAAUGGAGUAUGUAAUGCAUUUGCCCAAGACAUGUGCAACCAUGGCACAUGCAACAGCUCAACUAUGUGACUCCUAUGAGACUACUAAUUUUUUGUAGAUUGAAUCAACUAAUUUUCAUCUUUUUCA
This is a messenger RNA of Cryptomeria japonica (Japanese cedar), 3266 nucleotides long. RefSeq names its product plasma membrane ATPase. NCBI's taxonomy places the organism in Eukaryota, Viridiplantae, Streptophyta, Pinopsida, Cupressales, Cupressaceae. The transcript is spliced from 20 exons. Gene Ontology annotation, molecular function: P-type proton-exporting transporter activity; ATP hydrolysis activity; ATP binding. Bases 229 to 3090 code for a protein of 953 amino acids. Gene Ontology annotation, biological process: regulation of intracellular pH; proton export across plasma membrane. The record is from RefSeq and is a predicted model, not a curated record. Gene Ontology annotation, cellular component: plasma membrane.